Molecule: messenger RNA, 7067 nt
Organism: Pelobates cultripes (western spadefoot toad)
Lineage: Eukaryota; Metazoa; Chordata; Amphibia; Anura; Pelobatidae
Source: the annotation of a GenBank genome assembly
UAUCAGACAUGAUUAGAAAGAGGAAUAAAACAAAAUGAAAGACUGCUGAGGUUUGAUUCUGAAUAGAACUUCUCUAAUCUCAUCAUAAAACUGCUGCUUGAAAACUUGUAAUUAUUUAAAGCAUCUGUAUCACAGACCAGGUAAGUCUGCCCACUGCACUUCUCUUCAGUUGCUCAAUAAUCUGCUAUUCUCUUCUCGUUCUACAUCAUAUUCUUUGGGAAAUUAUUAUGGUCAUACAAUUAUCAGAUUCAAAAGAAGAUUAUAUAUAUAUUUAUAAUAUAUAUACUACAAUACCUUGCACUCUGGCUGCAAAACUAUGUGGCCGGGUGCAAUACCAGGGCUCCAACAUCCAAUAUGCAAAUAGAUGGCUGCACUCACGGUCUUUCAAUACAAAUUUGCUUUUAUUCCAAAAUAGUUAAAAACUGGAUCAACGUUUCAGUCCCCCAUAGGGACUUUGUUCAGGAUUAGGUUUAUGAUCCUGAAGAAAGUCCCUAUGGGGGACUGAAACGUUGAUCCAGUUUUUAACUAUUUUGGAAUAAAAGCAAAUUUUUAUUGAAAGACUGUGAGUGCAGCCAUCUAUUUGCAUAUUGGAUGUAUAUAUAUAUGUAUUUAUAUAUGUAUAUAUGUAUUUAUAUAUAUAUAUAUAUGUAUAUAUAUAUAUAUGUAUGUAUAUAUGUAUGUAUGUAUGUAUAUAUGUAUAUCUAUAUGUAUAUCUAUAUGUAUGUAUAUAUAUAUAUAUAUGUAUAUAUAUCUAUGUAUGUAUAUAUGUAUGUGUGUGUAUAUAUAUAUAUAUAUAUAUAUGUAUGUGUGUGUGUGUAUGUGUGUGUAUAUAUAUAUAUAUAUGUAUGUGUGUGUGUGUAUGUAUGUGUAUAUAUAUAUAUAUGUAUGUAUGUGUGUGUAUAUGUUUGUGUAUAUAUAUGUAUGUAUGUGUGUGUGUAUGUAUAUAAAUAUAUGUAUGUAUGUGUGUGUGUGUGUGUGUGUGUAUGUAUAUAUAUAUGUAUAUGCAUGUGUGUAUAUUUCUUACAUUUCUCCCACUUGUCUACCGUCAGUCUUUGAGACUUACAAUGCUGAUUAUUUUUGCAUAUAUAUGUGUGUGUUAAUAUAAAAUUAUUUUUUUAUGUUUUUAAAAUGCAAGUAUAGUAUGUUUUCUGGUGUGUUCUAGGAAUUAGCUUAUGGCCUCCUUAAGAUGCACCUUAGCACCUAAUAUACAGAGCAAAAAUAAUCAGCAUUGCAAGUCUCAAAGACUGACGGUCUUUGAAAUAUAUGAAUAGUGUAGGACGCAUAUUGGUAAAAGAUAACCCUAAAUAUAACUUUAUUCUCACUAACUCAUUAUAGUGAAACUCAGGGACUCUAGUUAAGAUCUCCUUUGACGGCUAAGCAACAGUAUGACAAGCCCACAGAUUCUCCACAGCUCUUCUUAUUUUCUGUUUUAUUAAUCCAUGUGUAAUUUGUUUCUCGCAUGUUUAGUCUCCUGAGCAGAAGGCCAAUUUGAUGAUUUAACACUGAGUACUUCUUUAUAAGUUACAAGCUAUUUAUAUUUGCUCUGUUAUUGUUCCCUAAUGAAUCAUCUGUAGUGGCUAAAUUUAAUAAUCUAGUGCUUAUACCCCUUGUUAAGCUAGUUUAAGCCUAUGUUAAAUUGCAUAUCUAGUUAAAUACAAUAUGCUGGCUUGUGUCUCAGCGUCCUCUUACCUCACAGUUAGACAUGAUAGAUAAGCCUGAAUGAUAUUGUCCUAACAGAAUGAGAACAGUUUGUUCAUUCAUGUUACGACAACAUUUGGUACUUUUAGGUCGGUUCAAAAUUUCAUUAGAAUGAAUGAAUGAAGAUCCGAUCCGUGGCGUCAUCUUGCCCACGGUAUUAGGGACCUAUCUACUAAAAGGCUAGAAGACCAAAAUUGGUCUUUCAGCCAACUUUAUAAAUACUAAGUAAAAAUGACUUAGUAUUAGUACAUUCUGCCCCUACUCGCUAUGCCUGUGGCUGCUCACUGUUGUAAAAAAUAAAAAAUAAAUAAAGCACCCCCCCCCCCCAAGAAAAAAUGGCCACAUGGUGAGGCAUCUAUUAACUAGCAGGGAGGUCAGGGGGGGGACAAUAGGUCCCCCCAUUUUCAUUUAGGGUCCCCACCUGCCACUCAUGGGUGGGGGCUGGGAGGCACAAUAGGUUCCCCCCAUUGUCUUUUAGGGGCCCACCCACUGCUCAUGGGUGGGGGCUGGGUGGGGACAAUAAGUCCCCCCAUUGUUAUUUAGGGCCUCCACCCACUGCUCAUGGGUGGGGACCUGGUGGGGGGACAAUAGGUCACUCCUACAUUUUCAUUUAGGGCCACCAUCGCCGCUCAUGGGUGGGAGCCAGGGGGAGACAAUAGGUUCCUCCCAUUAUCUUUUAGGGCCCCACCCACCGCUUAUGGGUGGGGGCCGGGAGGAGGACAAUAGGUCACCCCCAUUGUCAUUUAGGGUCCCCAUUGUUAUUUAGGGUCAUUCGGAUGAUUUCAAUCUCUCUUAUACUUAUGCUAAUAUGGGCAUCACAUUGACCUCCAUAGAGUGAGGGAGGACAUGGGGGGCUUAGGAAGUGGCGGGGAGCACAGCUCCCUUCCGCUUCUAUUUUUACAUAUCACAAGAAGGGAGCUACGCACCUCUAGCUCCCUCCUUUUGAUAAACUGAACAAACAAACAAAUGAACACCGAUAUUCGGUGUUUGUUUGUUCGUCUGAAAUUUCUAUUCAUUCCUUUGUCUUUCUGAUGAAUGAGUGAAUGGACAAAAUUUCCAUCUGAGUUGCGGACAAUAUCGAAUGCCCAAGAGUUUAACUGGGCAUGCGUGGGAAUUUAACAGCGCUAUCUAGUGUGGGCAGAUGACGUGUCCCUCAAAAUUAAGAUACAAAAAUAGGUAAUAUGGGGGGCUUAAGGGCAUUUGGGGUAACUAGGGGGACAAUUAGAUAAAGUGGAGUCGGGGGGAGAGUUAAAAAAAAAUUGGAUUCGGCCAUGACAGUGCUGCUUUAAGUUUCUGAAGAACCCAUCCAGCUACAUUAUUGUUUUUGUUUUUUUAAAGAACUGCAUUAGUUAAGUCAAAUUUUAUAUAAUUUUUCACAUUAAAAAAAUGUAUACUAUCAUUCGCAGAAGACAAUAUUUCUCUCACUAAAUUAUCUAUUUUGUUGUAGGACUCAAAGCUGUGAGGACAAAAGAAAAACUUCAAAAUAGAACCUAACAGAUAUGGAAAACCAGCAAAAGCUUGUUGACCCCUGCACAGUGGAUUCUCAUUUUCGAUACACUCUCUUUACUGUGUCAUACAUAAUUAUUUUUAUCUUUGGUUUCACUGCCAACUGCUAUGUUUUGUGGGUAUUUACUCGGGUUUAUCCAGCUAAAAGGUUGAGCGAAAUUAAAAUAUUCAUGAUCAAUCUGACUGUGGCUGACCUGCUGUUCUUGGUGACAUUGCCUCUUUGGAUAGCAUAUUACCAUUAUCAAGGUGACUGGCUAAUGCCACCAUUUCUGUGCAAUGUGGCUGGCUGCCUUUUUUUCCUAAAUACUUAUUGUUCAGUGGCUUUUCUUGGAGUCAUUAGCUACAAUAGAUUCCAGGCUGUGACACGGCCAGUGGAAACAGCUCAGUCAACUGCUAGAAUAAGAGGCAUCUGUAUCUCAACUGCUGUUUGGAUCCUUGUAUUUUCCAGCUCUUUAUUUUUCCUUAUUAAUCCCGGAACCAACACGGUUAAUAUUAAUGGUGUCAACUUCACUCGCUGCUUUGAAGGCUAUGACACUGAAAACAGUGGUCCUGUUGCCAUCAUCCACUUCAUUCUGGUUGGAGCCUUCUUUGUUGUGUUUGUCAUCAUUUUAGUAUGCAACCUUGUAAUUAUCAGGACAUUAUUAACCAAACCUAUCCAGGCCAAGCAGAGUGCAGAAAUGAAGCAUCGAGCUCUGUGGAUGGUGUGCGCGGUUAUGGGCGUGUUUGUCAUAUGUUUUGUCCCUCACCAUAUUGUAGAUGGUCCAUGGACUUUGACUGUCCUGAGAAUGUGGCAUGAAAAUGACUGCAGUUUCCGCCAGACACUGAAUGAUGUGCAUCAGGUGACACUGUGUUUAAUGAGCACAAACUGCAUGCUAGAUCCAAUUAUCUACUGUUUCCUCACCAAGAAGUUCAGAAGACAUUUCAGCGAGCACAUCAAGAGUCUAAAACACAGCCGUAAGUUGUCCAGAAAUACUACUGAAACAAACAUAGAAGGCACUCUGCCACUCAAAGAGAGAUCCCACUCUCAAAGAGAGCAAAUGUAAGGAAAUACUACCUCAGUGAAAGGGUAGUGGACUCAUGGAUGAGCAUUCGAACAGAAGUAAGAGAGGUUAAUACAGGGGAAAAAGUUAUUGCAUUGUUAACAUAAAGCUAUUUAUGGAAGCUGUAGUCUGCUAGAAUACUGUUGCUAGAAGAAUGAGUAGAAUACAUUGACCCGUAAUUUCUAUAGCCUCAAUAAUAUUUAAAUUUACAUGCAGUUGUUAAAACAUAUGGGGAUUAAAAUAAAAGUGCAAGCUAAUAGAUGUUUUGCAAAAAAAUACUUUAAUUGUACUAAGAUGUAAAAAAACUAAAAUGUUGCAUUCAGUUAAUAUAUAUUACAACUAUAACAGAAAAAGUCAAAAUAUACCUCUACUUUCAAGUUUCUAGAUGGACAUAUUUCUCUGUGUAUCUCUGUGUCCUUCUCAGGAGCAGCCAAUCCACACGAGGGCAAAGACCCAAUUCGAGAGCCACAGCAACUGAAUAUGGGACAAGGAAUGCUUGAAACAGAGGAUCCUGUGCAGCCUUAAGUGUUUAAAUGGUUCUCAGCAUCUAUCCUUGGUAUGUUUCAAGGAUAAUCACAUUUGAUUCUAGGUAGGACACUGAACCUUCAUGCCAUGUGAGAUUUAAAACUAGGCCAUUCUUAAAGGAACACUAUAGUGCUAUGAAUGCAAAAAUGUAUCCCUAACACUAUAGUGCCCUAGUCACUGUUUAGAUGACCAGGCCGCUGCUGCUAGGAUCAAAAGGUGAUUCUACGUACCCAUUCUCCCUCGCAGCACCGGUCUCCUCAGGGAAGCUCUACCUCUUUGGCUGAGAUUAUCGAAACCAGUGAUCUCAGCCAAUCCAUUGGGUGUUAGUGUGCAUGUGUGGCAAAACACUGUGCUUCGCCAAUCAGAUGGUCUAUCUGGGACCAUGUGAUAGAAAUAGUGGCAUUUUACUUCACUAUUUUGCAGAAGCAUCUCUAGUGACUAUCGGUAUGACAGCCACUUUAAUUAGGUUAACCCUGCAAUGGAAACAUUGCCGUCCCUGCAGAACGGCAAUGUUUUCAGCUGCAGGGUUAAGACGGAGGUGACAUAGCAUCCAUACCACCUCAUUGGGAUGAAGUUAUCUUGGUGCCUAUAGAGUUCUUAUAAAAGCCAUAGUGGUAUAUGACACUUACAUAACAAGGAUCCACGCACUUUAUUAUUAUUUAUUUAUUUUUACAAAUCAUAUCUAAGAUGAAAACAAGCAACCUAGAUUCCUGGGAGUUUUGUAUUUGCUGCACUGUAUUGCACAUUGUGUUUUUUGUUUCAUAAAAGAUUUGCUAAAAAGCAGCCAUUCUAGACAGAUUGUCAUAUGGGACACAACAUGUAAAAUAAUUUACAUGACUUACAUAAAAUAACAUAUGUAAGAACAUUAAAUCAGCACAGAUAUCAGGGCUCAAAAUUUUGCUAUUGGUGAGUGAAAAAUUAGCCCUAGCAAAUAGCCUGAUGAAUUCACUUGCACAUUCACAGACUUGCAGUGACAAGUAUCCAUUAAUGCCUGGCUAGUAGCAUUAAACUAGCAGCAACAGUGAGAUUUAGGUAUCUAAACCUGUACCUUGUGGGCACCACCAUCCUCUUGUUCCUCUUCUUUAUCGCUGUACAUGCAUGCACGAGAGUACAGCAUUGAGAUCUAUGGAGAAUCCCUUAAGAAAAUCCAUAGAAAGAGCUUUAAAGACCACUAUAGUGCCAGAAAAACAAACGUGUUUUCCUGUCACUAUAGUGUCUCUAGGUACCCCCCACCCUCAAGGUUCCACUCCUGCUGGGCUGAAGGAGUUAAAACACUUACCUUUCUCCAGCGCUAGGCUCCCUCAGCGCUGGGGAACUCUCCUCCUCCUGCCGCUGACAGAGCUGAAUGCGCACGCGCAACAAGAGCCGCGCGCGCAUUCAAACCGCCUAUAGGAAAGCAUUACUCAAUGCUUUCCUAUGGACGUCAGCGUCUUCUCACUGUGAUUUUCACAGUGAGAAUCGCGGAAGCGGCCUCUUGUGGCUGUCAGUGAGACAGCCACUAGAGGCUGGAUUAACCCUAGUGUAAACAUAGCAGUUUCUCUGAAACUGCUAUGUUUACAGCUGCAGGGUUCACACUAGAGGGACCUGGCACCCAGACCACUUCAUUGAAAUUCUAACACAAGCAAUUUGAGUAUUUAAUACAGAUUCUAUCUAUGAAAUACCCAUUUUGGAGGGGGAGAGGGUGACAGUGCCACUUUAAUAUUUCUAGUAAACUAAAAAAAAAAAAUAGUAAUAAAAUAAUUUGAAAUGUCUAUCCAAAGAUAUUAAAUCAAACCUCAUGUUAGGAAACAGAUCACCCAGUGGAGUUGGCUUGGUAAUAGACAGAAUAACGGGGAGACACUGACAGGUAAUGAGGAAUACAACACUUGAUAUGGUUUAUUUGGUGAGCUUCUGUGAUACAAAAAAAAAAAACUCCUUAUUGAACAGCUUGUUUACCUUUUUGAAAAGUACCCACGCAUAUCUUUAAACUUUCUUACUAGUCCUGUCACAGUCAAUAUAAUAUAAUAAUUUCAAUGGGAGUGUGCAGGAGCAGAACAGCAUAAGAACAAAUAAAAAGCCUCAAUUACACGUUCAAGCUUUCAAACAAACACUUUCUGUAAACCUGUCUUCCUCUGAGGACAAAUAAAUGCACAAAAUUGCUGUUUUGUCUUGUUUAAUGUGAUAACUCUCAGAAUAUAUUUUGUUUAAAACAAUAUAGUUUUUGGACCCCAUUAUAUACUUUGUACAAGUCAUUUAUACUAUUGUAAUAUUGCCAUAUUGUAUUGAGCAUCAUUUAAUAAAAACGUUAUUAGAAAAAUA